AUGGCUGAUUACCAUGUCUACUUCACCAUCUUUCUCAUGUCCUUGAUCACGACCAUCUUGGUCCGCUGGUCGUUAUCCAAAUCAAGUGAUGCUAAAUAUCAUCUUCCACCAAGCCCGUUUUCCCUUCCAAUCAUUGGACAUCUCCACCUACUUGCUCCGAAUCCUCAUCAAGCUUUUCACAAACUUUCUCUCCGACAUGGGCCAGUUUUUCGUAUCUUUCUGGGCUCUGUACCUUGUGUUGUUGCAUGCUCCCCAGAAAUGGCAAAAGAAUUCCUUAAGACCUAUGGAAAUGCUUAUUUGGAUCGACCCCAAAACUCAGCCGUGGUUUACCUAACUUAUGGAUCAAAAGACUUCUCUUUUGCUCCCUAUGGAUCGUAUUGGAAGUUCAUGAAGAAGAUAAUCACCUCACAGCUCCUAAAUGGGACAACACUUGAUAUGCUCCUUCCAAUUAGGCGUGAUGAGAUUAAUCGUUUAAUGAAAUCAAUAUCUCACAAAGCCAAAAUUGGGAAAGCAGUGGAUCUUGAAGGGGAGGUGGUGAAGAUCACAAACAAUGUGAUAUCAAGAAUGCUUAUGAAAGAAAGAUGUUCAGACAAAGAUGACGAGGCAGGAGAAAUGAGGAUAUUGGUUGCUGAGAUGGCUGAGAUCAUGGGUAGGUUUAACCUUUCAAACUACAUAUGGUUCAUUAAGAAUCUAGACUUCCAGGGAUUCGAUAAAAGGUUGAAUGAUAUCGGUAGAAGAUUUGAUACUUUGAUUGAGAGGAUCAUUAAAGAUCAUGAAGAGACACGAAAACAGAAGGGGAAUGGAGAAGUGAAGGACCUGCUCGACAUUUUACUCGAUAUCUCCGAAGAUGAGAGCAUGGAGAUAAAGUUGACUAGAGAGAACAUCAAAGCCUUCAUUAUGGAUAUAUUUACAGCGGGAACAGACACUAGUGCGAUUACCAUCCAAUGGGCUUUAGCAGAACUCAUCAACCAUCCGAACAUCAUGAAGAAAGCAGUAGAAGAAAUCGAAAAAGUUGUGGGAAAAGACAGACUUUUACAAGAAUCAGACAUACCAAACCUUCCUUAUCUUCAAGCAAUCGUGAAGGAAACCCUACGACUCCACCCAGCAGCCCCAAUGAUACCAAGACAAUCAACAGAGGAGUGCACUGUGGCAGGUUACUUUAUUCCAGCAAACACAACUAUUUUUGUCAACGUGUGGGCCCUCGGAAGAGACCCAAAUCAUUGGGAAAACCCACUUGAAUUCAAGCCUGAAAGAAUCCAAGAGAGACAGUUGGAUGUUAGAGGACAACACUUUCAGAUGUUACCAUUUGGAAGCGGAAGGAGGAUGUGUCCUGGGAUUUCAAUUGCGUUGUCCUUGAUACAAGCAACACUUGGAGCCAUGAUUCAGUGUUUCGAGUGGAAGGCUGGGAAAGAUGGAAACCUAAUUACUGUUGAUAUGGAAGAGGGACACGGGCUCUCACUUGCUAGAGCUAACCCUUUGGUUUGUGUACCAAUCAUUCGACUUGAUUCCCUCCCGUUGCCAACCUAA
Lactuca saligna is the source of this 1527-nucleotide messenger RNA. Lineage: Eukaryota; Viridiplantae; Streptophyta; Magnoliopsida; Asterales; Asteraceae. The record is from the annotation of a GenBank genome assembly.